CGCUGGCGCUGCAGAAUCCGAGCCAGCGGCCGAGCCGACUUAGGAACUCCAGGCCAGGGACAGAAGGGAGGUCCUAGCCUGGGGUGAAGAGUCGGGCGCGAAGGGGGCUCCGGACCGGAGUGGCGGGAGGUGUGCUUUCGAGGAAGCAGUUGGCGGGAAAGCCAGUGCGGCAAGUCAACUGGAUCUUGAGGGACAUACACCCAGGAUGCUGGUUCCCGCCCUCCUGGUCCUCUUCUUCUGCUUCAGAGGGCGUGCAGGCCUGUCGCCCCAUUUCCUGCAACAGCCGGAGGACUUGGUGGUACUGCUAGGGGAUGAGGCCCGUCUGCCCUGUGCCCUGGGCACAUACUCGGGGCUGGUUCAGUGGACUAAGGAUGGGCUGGCUCUAGGGGGUGAAAGGGACCUGCCAGGGUGGUCCAGGUACUGGAUAUCAGGGAAUGCAGCCAGUGGCCAGCACGACCUCCACAUUAGGCCUGUGGAGCUAGAGGAUCAAGCAGCAUAUGAAUGUCAGGCGACACAGGCAGGCCUCCGCUCUCGACCGGCCCAAUUGCAUGUGCUGGUGCCCCCAGAAGCCCCUCAUGUGUUGGGCGGCCCCUCUGUAUCUCUGGUUGCUGGGGUUCCUGCAAACCUAACCUGUCGGAGCCAUGGGGAUGCCCGCCCCACCCCUGAGCUGCUGUGGUUUCGAGAUGGGGUCCAGCUGGAUGGGACCACCUUCAAACAGAUCAUACUGAAGGAAGGGACUACUGGGUCAGUGGAGAGCAUCUUAUACUUGACCCCUUCCAGCCAUGAUGAUGGAGCCACCUUGGUCUGCCGGGCCCGAAGCCAGGCCCUGCCUGCAGGAAAGGACACAGCUAUCACACUGAGCCUGCAAUAUCCCCCAGUGGUGACUCUGUCUGCAGAACCACAGACUGUACAGGAGGGAGAGAAGGUUACUUUCCUAUGCCAGGCCAGGGCCCAGCCUCCUGUCACCGGCUAUCGGUGGGCAAAGGGGGGUUCCCCAGUGCUGGGGGCCCGAGGGCCAAUGUUGGAGGUGGUGGCAGAUGCCUCAUUCCUAACUGCGCCAGUGUCAUGCGAAGUCAGCAACACUGUGGGUAGCGCCAACCGCAGCACCGCACUGGAUGUACAGUUUGGGCCGAUUCUGCUGGCAAAGCCAGAGCCCACGUCUGUAGACCUGGGGGAAGACGCUUUGUUUAGCUGUUCUUGGCGUGGGAACCCUCUCCCACAGGUAACCUGGACCCGCCAUGGGGGCACACAGGUACUGGGCUCCGGGCCCACACUGCGUAUUCCUUCGGUGGGGCUGGAGGAUGCAGGUGACUACGUGUGCAGGGCUGAGCCAGGGCUCUCCGGUCUAGGGGGCGGCGUUGCAGAGGCUAGGCUGACUGUGAAUGCUCCCCCUGUAGUGACCACCUUGCACUCAGCGCCUGCCUUCCUGAGGGGUUCUGCCCGCCUCCAAUGUCUAGUCUUCGCCUCCCCCGCACCAGAAGCCGUGGUCUGGUCUUGGGAUGGGGGCUUCCUGGAGAAGGGGUCACGGGAUCGGUUCCUGGUAGAGACGUUUCCAGCCCCAGAGGGCCAAGUUGGACAGGCUCCAGGCCUGAUCUCUGUGCUACACAUUUCCGGAACUCAGGAGUCUGACUUUAGCAGGGGCUUCAACUGCAGUGCCCAUAACCGGUUGGGUGAGGGAAGCACCCUGGUCAGCCUGAGCCGUAGAGACUUGCCGCUGCCUACUAUGCAGAUUGUGACUGGAGUGGCCUUCUCAGCCAUGAGUCUCCUUAUGGUCAUCACUGGGGUGGCCCUCUGCUGCUGGUGCCAAGGCAAGGCCUCUUUCUCCAAGCAAAAGAACCUGGUGCAAAUCCCAGGCAGCAGCCAUGGUUCCAGUUCACAGGGCCCCGAGGAAGAGGGCACAGGCAGCAGUGAGGACCGGGGCCCCAUCAUGUACACAGACCACACUGACCUGGCUCUGGAUGAAGAGGGGGCUUCGGAGAUCAAGGACCCAACCAACAGUUACUACAAGGUCCAAGGAGUCAGUGUGAGCCUGAGCCUUGGUAAAGCCCCUGGAGGAGGCCUCUUCCUGCCACCACCCUCCCCCCUUGGACUUCUGGGUACACCUCCUUUCUAUGACUUCAAUUCACACCUGGACAUGCCUCCCCACUGCAAACUGUAUAGAGCCCAGGCAGGUUAUCUCACCACACCCCAUUCUCAAGCUUUUACCAGCUACAUCAAACCCACAUCCUUUGGGCCCCCAGAUCUGGCCCCCGGGACUCCUCCUUUCCCAUAUGCUGCCUUCCCCACACCUAGCCACUUGCGUCUCCAGACUCAUGUGUGACAUCUCUCCAACUGAAAUGUUGGGAUAAUAGACAAAAGACAAAAUGUUGGGAUAACUUGUCAUAAUAGAUUGUCCUGAUUUCUGAACAACCAGAACAAGUUAGUGACCUUACUCCUUCAGAACUAAAUAUUGAGGGGAGGGAUAGAUCAUUACUAUUGCCUGGGUCAUUGAUGACAGUUUGCUCAGCCAAAGGGGAUGCCCCAAGUGGGGCAAGAUGGCCACUAUGUCCACCUAUUCCCCUGUGUAAAAGAGAUUCAAGAUGCCAAAUGGCCCCUUUAAAGAGGAAUAGAGACAGGUUACAAUGGGAAUUAGAGGCAAGUUGUAGGCAGACACUGAAAGAAGAUAUUUGCAUAAGAAAAAAAGUAACAUAGGGCAGAUUAAGAUGGAGGCCAGACCAGGUCCUGUCCUGGCUUUCCCUGAGGUGCACUUUGCUUGGCCAAUGGAAGUGAAGCCAAGAUAGCAGGUCACUCCUUGGGAACCCAAGAUAGCUACCACCUUGAUUCCUUCCACCUUCCUUAAAGGCCUUGGAAGAAUUGGGUCCAAGGAGUAAGGACAGGGUGAGAUCUGUCACUGGAGGGGGUGGGGAUGGAACCUGAGGAUAAGAAGAUAUGUUCAGUUUUAAAAAUUAAAAGUUGUGUUCAGGA
Molecule: messenger RNA, 2964 nt
Organism: Phyllostomus hastatus (greater spear-nosed bat)
Lineage: Eukaryota; Metazoa; Chordata; Mammalia; Chiroptera; Phyllostomidae
Gene: KIRREL2
Product: kirre like nephrin family adhesion molecule 2
Exons: 15
Coding region: 206-2320 (704 amino acids)
Biological process (GO): cell-cell adhesion
Cellular component (GO): cell-cell junction
Molecular function (GO): cell adhesion molecule binding
Source: RefSeq, a predicted model, not a curated record